Rubroshorea leprosula is the source of this 2167-nucleotide messenger RNA. NCBI's taxonomy places the organism in Eukaryota, Viridiplantae, Streptophyta, Magnoliopsida, Malvales, Dipterocarpaceae. The record is from the annotation of a GenBank genome assembly.
CACUCUGACCCUCGUGGCUGCAGCUUCCUAUUCUUCUUCUUUUCUCUGUUUUACUCUCGCCCAGCUUUUGCCUUGUCUGUUUCACAUUUUAAUUUUCUUGAUUGAAUAGAGAGAAAGUGAGGGAAAAUCUAGUAGGAGCGGGAGUAAUUGAAGGGAGCUGCAAUGGCGGUGUCUAAGAAAUGGGUCUGUUCGUCCUUGGCUUUGCUGCUUGUCUUGCUAGUUGCAGCAAUGGUGAUUGCGGGGAAAGACAAGAUCCCUGAAUUCAGAAAUGUGGAAGCAGAGAAGUUGCAGAGCUCGAAGAAAUCAUCAAUGGCGGCAGCCAGGUACGGAGAGGUUGAGGAAUUGAAUGAGCAUGCGGUGGCCGACCCAGAGGCAGUUGCCGCCGAAGUUGAGUCCAUUAUUAACAUGAGCAUUGGGAAUGUUACUGAAAGGAGGAAACUGGGUUUCUUCUCUUGCGGAACUGGUAACCCCGUUGAUGACUGCUGGCGUUGUGACCCCAACUGGGAGCAGAACCGCAAGCGCCUUGCGGAUUGUGGAAUUGGUUUUGGGAGGAAUGCAAUUGGUGGCCGUGACGGAAGUCUCUAUGUUGUCACUGACCCCGGUGAUGAUGACCCCGUUAACCCCAAGCCUGGUACGUUGCGCUAUGCGGUAAUACAGGACGAGCCUCUCUGGAUCGUGUUCAAGAGGGACAUGGUUAUAACGUUGAAGCAGGAGCUGAUCAUGAACAGCUUCAAGACCAUUGAUGGACGAGGUGCCAAUGUCCACAUUGCUAAUGGAGCCUGCAUCACAAUCCAGUUUAUUACCAAUGUUAUCAUUCACGGUCUCCACAUCCAUGACUGCAAGCCGACCGGAAAUGCCAUGGUUAGAAGCUCUCCGAGUCACUUUGGAUGGAGGACAAUGGCUGAUGGCGAUGGCAUCUCUAUUUUUGGAUCAAGUCACAUAUGGAUUGAUCACAAUUCUCUCACUAAUUGUGCUGAUGGUCUUGUUGAUGCUGUCAUGGGCUCAACUGCUAUUACCAUCUCCAACAAUCACUUAACCCACCACAAUGAGGUGAUGUUGCUGGGUCAUAGUGAUUCUUACUCAAGAGACAAGCAAAUGCAAGUAACUAUUGCCUACAACCACUUCGGAGAGGGACUUAUCCAGAGAAUGCCAAGGUGUAGGCAUGGAUAUUUCCAUGUGGUAAACAAUGACUACACUCAUUGGGAAAUGUAUGCCAUUGGUGGAAGUGCAAACCCCACCAUCAAUAGCCAGGGCAACCGAUAUGCAGCUCCUACAAACCCUUUUGCAAAGGAGGUAACUAAGAGGGUGGAUACAGCUGCAGGCGAGUGGAAGGGCUGGAACUGGAGGUCUGAAGGAGACCUGAUGCUUAACGGUGCCUACUUCACUACAUCCGGAGCAGGAGCCUCUGCCAGCUAUGCAAGGGCCUCAAGCUUGGCAGCCAAGUCCUCUUCCUUGGUGGGAGCCAUGACUUCUAAUGCUGGUGCCCUUGGGUGCCGCAAGGGCAGCCAAUGCUAGUACCUGAGUCAAUUAAACUGGCCAAACAACCAGCCCUUUUACUUUAUGUUUGAUUUUACUUCUUCGUCCUAUAGCAUAUAUUACCAACCCCACAUCCAUAUUUCCCAGCAAUCAUUUCUUAGCCAUCUACCUGCACCUGCAUCAUCACAUAUUUUGACAAGUGUCAAAUUUUUUACACAUUGUCAUUAUAUUGUCCCCAUCAUUUCUCCUCGUUCCAUUUCUCAAUCAAUUAUUUUUCUCAACCUCGGCCUGCUUCAUCUCAAGUAAACAAAGCCAUUUCUAGAAGCAGGUGCGGAAGCGUUGUUUCCUCCGUUUUUUUCCUUUUAACCAUCAUUAUCCCACCUUACCUUUUAUCCCUCAGCGUGUCAACUUGGUCUCCACACUUUUGUCUUUUGGUUUAAUUUAAAGGGUCUAAAUGAUCUGGUGAUCAAUUUUCUUUUCUUUUCUUUUCUUUUUUACCUUACUUGUGUGUAGUCAUACAAGCAAUAGUAUGAAUGUCAAAACUUGAAUCCCAAUGAAGAUUAUGAUGUUUAUAGAUGAUGGUGCAUAUAGCAAUAGCAGUGAUGUUUCUUUUUACCUUUUUCCCUUUUGCCCUUUUUCUUUAGAUUUGUCGGCUUUUUCUUUCUCAAUGGAAGCAAUCCUUCAACUUUUU